GCCGCGGAGCCGGCCCUGCGGGGCCCCGGGGGGGGGGGGGGGCCGCGAAGCCCCCGCGGAGCCGCCCCCGGCAGGGCCCCCCCCCCCCCCCCCCACCGGGAGGGCGCCAUGCGGGGGGGCCCGAGCGAUGCGGAGCGGCGGCAGCGCUGGGGUCGCCUCUUCGAGGAGCUGGAUAGUAACAAGGAUGGCCGCGUGGACGUGCGCGAGUUGCGCCAGGGACUGGCCCGGCUGGGCGGGGGCGACCCGGACCCUGACACCCAACAGGGCAUCUCCCCCGAGGGUGACACUGACCCAGGUGGUGGGCUGGACCUGGAGGAGUUUUCCCGCUACCUACAGGAGCGGGAACAGCGUCUGCUGCUUCUCUUCCACAGUCUGGACCGGAAUCAGGAUGGUCAUAUUGAUGUAUCUGAGAUCCAGCAGAGUUUCCAGGCUCUAGGCAUUUCCAUCUCGCUGGAGCAAGCCGAGAAAAUUCUGCACAGCAUGGACCGUGACGGCACGAUGACCAUCGACUGGCAGGAAUGGCGCGACCACUUCCUGUUGCAUUCGCUGGAGAAUGUGGAGGAUGUGGUCUAUUUCUGGAAGCAUUCUACGGUCUUGGACAUUGGUGAGUGCCUGACUGUCCCUGAUGAGUUUUCAGAGCAGGAGAAGCUGACUGGCAUGUGGUGGAAGCAGCUGGUGGCGGGUGCGGUGGCAGGGGCUGUGUCGCGGACAGGCACGGCCCCUCUGGAUCGCCUCAAGGUCUUCAUGCAGGUCCACGCCUCCAAGACCAACAAGUUAAACAUCCUGGGGGGCCUCAAAAGCAUGAUCCAAGAGGGGGGCAUGCGUUCCCUGUGGCGUGGCAAUGGGAUUAACGUGCUCAAGAUUGCACCUGAGUCGGCGAUCAAGUUUAUGGCCUAUGAGCAGAUCAAGCGGGCCAUUCGGGGGCAGCAGGAGACACUGCACGUGCAGGAGCGCUUUGUGGCUGGCUCCCUAGCUGGCGCCACGGCCCAAACCAUCAUUUACCCCUUGGAGGUGCUGAAGACGCGGCUGACUUUGCGCCGGACGGGCCAGUACAAGGGGCUGCUGGACUGUGCAAGGCAGAUCCUGGAGCGGGAGGGGCCCCGCGCCCUGUAUCGCGGCUACCUGCCCAACGUGCUCGGCAUCAUCCCGUACGCCGGCAUCGACCUGGCCGUCUAUGAGACCCUGAAGAACCGGUGGCUCCAGCAGUAUAGCCACGACUCGGCCGACCCAGGCAUCCUCGUGCUCCUGGCCUGUGGCACCAUCUCCAGCACCUGUGGCCAGAUAGCCAGCUACCCCCUGGCCCUGGUCCGGACCCGCAUGCAGGCCCAAGCCUCCAUCGAGGGUGCCCCCCAGCUCUCCAUGCUGGGUCUGCUCCGUCACAUCCUGUCCCAGGAGGGCGUGUGGGGCCUCUACCGGGGCAUUGCCCCCAACUUCAUGAAGGUUAUCCCGGCUGUGAGCAUCUCCUAUGUGGUCUACGAGAACAUGAAGCAGGCCCUGGGGGUCACGUCCAGGUGAGGGACCCAGAGCCUGACCCACCCCAGAUCCCUCACCUCAAUCAUGACAUCCCCCACACCCCAGGCACUGGAGACUGAUGGCCCAGCCAGUGGAUCCCAGGGCUCCCCACACUAAAUCACAGGAUCCCCCACUUUAUCCACUGGGUCCUGCACCCCUGUAUCGCAGCUACUGAGCCCACACACACAAGGGGUUCUGGACCUCCAUGACUUAACCACGGGAUCCCCCACAACCUGACUAAUGGACCCUGACAGCCCAACUACAGAAGCGCACAUCACCAUACCCAAACAGCCAGCCCCAAGCCCCUGCAGGCCCCAGAUCCAGCACUGGGUCCUAGAUCCCCAGACCCACUGGCGGAUCCCAGAUCCCCAUGCUUCCAGCCCUGGAUCUCCAAGCUCGGCCACUGGAUUCUGGAUAUCAAGAAGCCUCAGCCUCCGGAUCCUGACAAUGCAAUGCCUAGAUCCCGGGGCCCCCGCUACUGGAUCCCAGAUCCCCUCACCCCAACUACUGGAUUCCUGAAUUCCUUUACCUUGACACUGAGUCCCGGAUCCCUCUGCUUGACUACUGGAUUCCCUACAUUUCAACCACUACACCCUCAACCCCCAACCACCGGAUCUCGGAUUCCCAAGCCCUGACCGGCUGGAUCCUGGCUCCUAAAUCCACAAUGUGAGCCCAACGGCUGAGUGAGUGGGUCCUGGUGACUGCGGCUGUUGGACCCCCACACCCCUUCACCACAGGCACUGGAUGCUGAAACCUCACCCAUAGGAGGCAGACCCCCCCACACCCUUCCAAGCACUGGAUCCCAGACCCUUAACCCCUGGAUUCUGACCAGAAUCCUCCCAGGCACUGGAUCCUGAAUGCUCAGACUCCAAGUCUGGAUAGAUCCCAAUAAGCCAAUGACAGCUUCCUGGAUCCCCCGUGCCCCUGUCCCAGACACACCCCAGAGCCCAGGGUCCCAUGCCACAAAGCCCAGGGUCUAAGGGGCCUGUUGGAAGCCUAGGUCCUGGCCUCCUGCUUCCAGAAGACCCAUGGGACUUGUCCAAAGUCCUGACAUGACUAGAAGCCAGCAGCCAGGGAAGGAGAUGCCCCCGCCCAUGCCCUAGGCAGAGGCUGGACACGCCUGCCACCCACCCAGCAUGGCUGUACCUCCGGUCCCUGUUGCAAAACUGCCCCCCACCCCUGACAAUGCACUGCGGUGUCUUCCAUUCCCUUCCCACCUUUAGGCUGAUGAUAACCUCCCAUCGCUGUCUCUUGGGGACUGUCAAGGGGACAAUCUGAGGCCGGGGACACAUUAUAGGGACUCCCCCAAACACAUCCCAGCACUGCCAGCCUCUACCCGGGCUUCAGGGUUGGGAGCCGGGAGCAAGCCUACAUAGACUAGCCUUCCAGGGAGCCAAGCAUCCAGUUAUGCAAAACAAAUCCCCAAAUCCCCCAAACUCACUCCAGGUCUAUUUUUCUACCAGAGAGGAGCAGACAUUCCUCCCCCUCAGAUAACU
Molecule: messenger RNA, 3008 nt
Organism: Enhydra lutris kenyoni (northern sea otter)
Lineage: Eukaryota; Metazoa; Chordata; Mammalia; Carnivora; Mustelidae
Gene: SLC25A23
Product: solute carrier family 25 member 23
Exons: 10
Coding region: 109-1515 (468 amino acids)
Biological process (GO): transmembrane transport
Molecular function (GO): ATP transmembrane transporter activity; calcium ion binding
Source: RefSeq, a predicted model, not a curated record